Bipolaris maydis ATCC 48331 is the source of this 351-nucleotide messenger RNA. NCBI's taxonomy places the organism in Eukaryota, Fungi, Ascomycota, Dothideomycetes, Pleosporales, Pleosporaceae. The record is from RefSeq and is a predicted model, not a curated record.
AUGUCAGAGCACCAACCGACGAAGAGAGUUCGACUCGUGGAGCAACAGCCUUCUGACGGAGGUCUAUCGCAGAGCGUCUCCCAGGAGACUGCCUUAACAUGCCCAAAGUCCCUUACGCUACCGAUACCUUCGUCUUACAAUCAUGCCCUGGGCAAUCUAAAGGGUAACUUCCAAGGAAAAGCCUUCCAACAACAUGGAAAAAGUUGGAUUACGUUGAUUAGUAUUGAGUAUCAAUUAUCAAUUAGGCGUAGGGGUAUAUCCGCUAUAGAUUGGACAUCAAAAAAGCUCCCAGAAGUUCGUGAUGACACUGCGAUACUAGAGAUUAUCGAGAGACUGUUAAACGCAGCUUAG